Messenger RNA from Cladophialophora immunda, 1928 nucleotides. RefSeq lists its product as uncharacterized. The record is from RefSeq and is a predicted model, not a curated record. Gene Ontology annotation, molecular function: oxidoreductase activity. The transcript has a single exon. Bases 312 to 1556 code for a protein of 414 amino acids. NCBI's taxonomy places the organism in Eukaryota, Fungi, Ascomycota, Eurotiomycetes, Chaetothyriales, Herpotrichiellaceae.
CAAGUAUUUGGACACUGCAGGUUGAUCAAGAUCUUCCGGUAAGUGCACAGCAAUAUACAAGUACCUGUAGCUCCAAUUUGGUGGUAUGAAGUGACGAGAUCACCAGCAAGGCAAUCCAAACGAAACUUGCGCCUCUCCAGCCUCACCCUAUACCUUUGUUAGACCCGCCACAAGUAGGUGACGUGACAGGGACCUGAGAGAGUAUUGAGGUCUCAUCGACAUUUGACCGCUUGGUCCUCGAACUCGAUAAGGAAAAGGGACAGUGACCAAAAAGAACAGCAAGAACACAAAUCAAGAAAGAAAGAAGAAAAAUGGCGUCUUCACCUCCUCAACCAUCUCCGGGAUCACCACCAACAACAACGACCUCCACCCCUCCGGCCCCGGCGCUCCCCCCGACGAUGCGCGCGUGGCAAUUCACGUCCACGCACGGCGGGCUGGAGAAGAACCUGAAGCUCAACGGCACGGCGGCGCUGCCGCCGCACGACGCCAAGGCGCUGGGCCGCGACAGGGUGCUGGUCAAGGUGGUCGCGGCGGCGCUGAACCCGGUCGACUACAAGAUCGCGGAGCUGCCCGUGGUGGGCCGGCUGGCGAUCCGGACGCCGAGUUCGCCGGGGCUGGACUUUGCCGGGCGCGUCGUGGCGGUCGGGGUUGAUGGUGGUGGUGGUGGUGGUGGUGCGCCGUCCGCAGAGCAGGAGGAUAGCGUCCAGGUCAAGGUCGGCCAGAUGGUGUUUGGGCGCCUGGACCAGCCGACCCGCUUCGGCGCGCUGGCUGAGUACACCGUCGCGCGCAGGGCCGGGCUGGCGGUCGUCCCCGAGGGCGUCGCCGCGCGAGACGCCGCGUGCGUCGGCACCGCGGGCCUGACGGCGUACCAGGCCAUCGCGCCCAACGUCAAGAGAGCCGACAGCGGCAGCGCACGGCAGCCCCGCGUGUUCAUCAACGGGGGCAGCGGCGGUACGGGCGUCUGGGGCAUCCAGAUCGCAAAGGCCCUCGGGUGCCGCGUCGUAGCGAGCUGCUCGGGCAAGAACGCCGAGCUGUGCAGGAGCCUGGGCGCGGACGAGGUGCUGGACUACACGAAGGAGGACGUCCUGGGCGCGUUGAAGAAGAUGGCCUCUUCGACAGGUACGCCUCCUACCGCUACGGCUACAGGUGCUACAGGUGGUACGGCCGGCUCACCGGACGCCGACGACGACCAAAAGUUCGACCUCGUGGUCGACAACGUGGGCACCGCCGACAGCCUCUACUGGCAGUGCCACCACUACACCUCCCCGGGCGCCAAGUACGUCCAGGUCGGCGCCGGCAUGUCCGCGCGCGCGGUGCUGCAGCUGGCCCUGAAGGCGCUCUGGCCCGGCUUCCUGGGCGGCGGGAAGCGCAAGUUCCACAUGAUGAUGGUGUCGAGCGACCCGGCGCAGCUGGCGCAGAUCGCCCAGUGGAUGGUCCAGGGCAAGGUCAAGGCCGUGGUGGACGAGGUCGUGCCCAUGGAAGACGCCCCCAGGGCGUUUGAGAAGCUCAAGACCGGUCAUGCGAGAGGCAAGAUUGUGGUGGCCGUCAGCGAAUGAUGAUGACGAUGAUGAUGACGAUGACGAUGACGAUGACGACGUUCUUCUUGGGAUGCAAGAGUAAGCAGACGGAGAAAGGGGGAAGGAGACCAGGCAAACAAACGGGUUGUAGGCAACAGAUGUGGUCUGCUGGGUGGCCCUUUUCUCUCGCGUGGUGUGUUUGGGUGCGCGUGGAUGGGUGGGUGUAAUCAAGUGUUUGCUACAUGUUUCAAGGAACGGCGGGCCAAGGAAAUGAGGGAACACAUCAGGUGCUCAUGGGCGUUCUGUCUCUGGAGACUAGCGGUGUAGAAUUGAUCUCUGAUCUCUGAUCUCUGCCCCCAGGCGAGAUGGCCAUAUUCGAGUAUGGAAAUGAAGAGCAAAAUCACGCCAAAA